Talaromyces proteolyticus is the source of this 1205-nucleotide messenger RNA. Its product is annotated as P-loop containing nucleoside triphosphate hydrolase protein. Bases 1 to 1167 code for a protein of 388 amino acids. The record is from RefSeq and is a predicted model, not a curated record. The transcript has 6 exons. Lineage: Eukaryota; Fungi; Ascomycota; Eurotiomycetes; Eurotiales; Trichocomaceae. Gene Ontology annotation, molecular function: RNA helicase activity; nucleic acid binding; ATP binding.
AUGCCCGCCUUCAAGAAGCGCAAAGUUUCGCACGGGAAGAAAGACCUUCCGGCCGACCAGAAAAAGGCCCAAGACGAAGCCAAAGUCAAAACCCCUAAGACAUUCAAAGAGUUAGGAGUAAUCCCUCAACUCUGUAAAGCUUGCGAUGCGCUGGGGUACAAGGCGCCAACCGCUAUUCAAGCCGACUCUAGAAAAAUUACCGCCUUUGCAUUGCCUAUUCUACAAGCUCUUAUGGACAAACCACAGCCCCUUUUGGGGCUCGUCCUGACGUCGACUCGCGAACCAGCGUAUCAAAGCUCGGAGGUCUUUGAGGCUCUUGACUCCAAGGUUUCUGUUCGAACAGUCGUACUAGUCGAAGGCCUGGACAUGGUUCCGCAGUCUAUCGCAAUUGGAAAGCGACCACAUAUGGUCAUCGCUACCCCCGGUCGACUCCUCGACCACUUUGAGAAUACGAAAAGCUUCAGUCUACGGACACUGAAGUAUUUAGUGAUGGGCGAAGCAGACCGACUACUGAAUAUGGAUUUUGGCCCGAUUAUAAAUGAAACCCCGAAACGUGCAUCUCUCAACAACCCCCUGCGAGUCUCUGUUUCUUCCGACAAAUACCAAACCGUUGCAACCCUGUUGCAAUAUUAUCAAUUCAUUCCACACAAGCAUAAGGAUCUUUAUCUGAUUUGGCUGCUCAACGAACACGUCGAACAAAGCAGCUCGGGCUUUGGCGCUAUAGCUCUUCAUGGUCAACUUUCACAAUCGGCACGACUCGGGGCACUAGGGAAAUUCCGAGUCGCAUCCCGAGGUUUAGAUAUGCCGUAUAUCGAUUUAGUCCUGUGUUACGACCUUUCUGACGAUUCAAAGAUUCAUGUACAUCGUAUAAGGCGAACGGCUCGUGCAGGGAAAAGUGGCAAGGCCGUGUCUUUUGUCACUCAAUACGACGUCGAAGUUUGGCUGAGAGUAGAGAAGGCACUAGAUAAGAAACUGCCGGAAUACAAAGUUGAGAAAAAGGAGGUUCAGAUUUUGUCGGAUCGGGUUAGCGAGGCACAACGACAGGCGAUCACCGAGUUGAAAGACAUGGACAAAAAGAAAGGUGGUAAGGGAUCUUCUCUCACGGCCAGGAAACCGCGGUAUGGUGGAAAACGUGGAAGAGAUCAUAUGGACCAGGAGGAAGGUUGAAUAUGAGAAUGAGAUAAAUGUUUACUAGAGAAAAAGAC